GCCCGCUCGGUGUGUGGGGCUAUUUGAGCCCCGAUGCCCCGAACCCCAUCGAGCGGCCGAGUUUGGGGCCCUGGCCAUAGUGGCUCAGAGUCUCCGAGGCCCGCGCAAAUGUAGUGAACGCGUUCGCGCUGGGCCCCCAGGCCCGAUCUCCUUGCGAUAUGGUGUGUGCAGCUGCGAUGGUAAUCGCGCGUUCGUGCGAUCUGUCUGUUUUGAAGGAGACCAGAGCACGCGUGCCAGACAGCUCGGAUCUUCCCAGCAGCAGCGCUGGGAAAAAGUCUGGCAAAGACGCGGCUGAUAGAGUCGCGCGGUCGGGGCUGGGCGCCCGUCCGACUGGCCCGAGUACUGUUUUGCAGCAGGUGCGCAGAACAAAAAACAAGAUUGCCAAGGCCACGUGUAGCCUGGUUGCCCGUCUUCUGCCCAUGUGUCCCGCGCUGGACCUCCGAGGUGGCCCCGGGGUUCGUCGGGGGCCUGAACCCAAGACCGCGGCCCCCAUUUGUCCACCGCCAGUGGGAAUGGUGCAGCACCUGCUUGAGGUGCGCCAUCUGUAUGCAAGUUCGUCGACCUUUAAAAGAUUUUGAUUUUGGAGAGAUCGAUCAACCACCGACGCUUAGUUGCUCGGGAGUAGUGGCAGAAUCGCUGAAGCAAGUGGGAGCGAGAGGACACCCUCUGUUGGCUUUUUGGCAGCUGCGACCGCUCUGUUCCUUCUCGCGUGCGUUGGUCUCGAAGCGAUUUUAACGCUAGGCCCUCUGGCCUUGUUGGCCGAGGGGUUCAGACCUCCGACUCGCAGCAGUCUCUAGCGGCGGAAGUAUCGCGCACCGAAAGGGCGACGCCCGAAACUGGGCGACGUGGCUAUCGAGGUGCCCCCAGAAGGCCGUGAUGCGCCUGAAAAGGCGGGGGGGGCUCCGAGGACAUGGGGCCCAGCGAGCAGCUUCGCGAAGUGCGAGAGGCACUCCGCCGAGGCGAGGAUGAGGCUUCUUCGGUGCAGGUUGCUCGUGUAUGCCGCGCGGAGUCCUCUGACCCCGAUUGAUAUUUUAACCUGGGGGCGGUGAUUUGCCAUCCGCGUUGCGAAGCGAGAGCGGCUCGCCAGUAGUGGUCAAUGUUUUAAAAAUCCUUCCCGCGGUGCCGGCGACGGCCGGCCCGCAGAGCCGCGGCCGCGGAAUUCCUGUGAGCUCUGUUCUGGUGGCCAGAACAUCGCGAA
Prorocentrum cordatum is the source of this 1198-nucleotide messenger RNA. The record is from the annotation of a GenBank genome assembly. NCBI's taxonomy places the organism in Eukaryota, Dinophyceae, Prorocentrales, Prorocentraceae.